AUGAGGCCGACGUCCUCGUCGGCACCUCCGAACGGCCAUGAUGGCACCUCGACGUGGUACCAGCACGCGCCGCCCCGACCACCGCAAUCGCACCGUCAGCCUUCACCGAACUCGCCACAGCUGACGCCCAACUUCAACGGCCACGCCCCUCCCCACGCCAUACAGGCUGGACCGUCUCGUCCCUGGCUCGGUCCGAACCCGACUCCGAGCUCGGGCUCUCGACCGCAGCGAUUCGUUGCGCCGCCGGCUAUCCAGCAGCCGCAUCACACCACCCUCCCCGCUCGCCCUCAACAGAAUGGCUAUCAGCUGCAAGCCCCAGGCAUGCAGCAGCAAGCUCAGCAGAAUCACCCAAGCCUUCCUCCCUUCCAGCAGAGAGCUUCUUUGUCUUUUCCGGCGCCUAUGGUCUCGUCGCCUCUCCCUGCGUUACCCCAGGGGGAUCGGCUGCCGAAUCCAUACGAGUCCCUGCAACCAUCGUCGUCGCCGUCGCAGUGGAGCGGCACCUUUGGCGCGGCACACGAGGGUGAUUACGGCCGCCACGCAAGCUCCCGACGACAGUCGUCCGGCUUCAGCGCCCACUCAGAACGAGCGCAGAACAUCCCGCUACCCACGACGCCCUCAGCACAUGCCGCCUCUCUCUCGCCGUCGCCGAUGCCUCCGCAGCGCUUCGGGUCCGGUUCGUCGGCGAGCGAGUCGGCCAUCGGCAGAUCAGGUCGUCAGUCGUCCGCAACGUCCGCGACAUCGCCGCAGACCAACUCGAUCCAGCAGGAGCAUGAGUUCGACGAUUGUCCUGGGUGUCGGGCCGAACUGGACGAGGCGCUGGCAGCCUCGAUGGCGUCGGCGCGUCUGGACGAGGAGCGUAGGAAGCAACGGGAGGCCUCUGAGAUGGAGAAUCUCUAUGCCAUCAGCGCUAGCGAGCAGGACGCACGCCGCAGAAGAGCUGAGGAGGAGCGGACGAUGCUCGAAAAGGCCGUCGAGGACAGCAAGCGAGAAGCCGAGCUCCUCUCUAAGGCGCGCGCCGAAGAGGAAGCUCGGAUCCUGGAGGAAAGCCGGCAAGCGGCCCAGCGCGAGAGCGAAAAGGCGGCGGCCGAGGACCAGAUGCAGAUCGAGGUGGCUCUCCGUGCGUCUCAAGCAGAGGAGCGGAAGAGGGCAGAGGCGCUCGAGCAGGAGCUUGAAGCAGAAAGGGCCGCCAUCGCCGAAAGCAUGAGGCAGCAGGAGGAGGAAUGGCGGCGACGUGAGAGCGAAGAGAGAUCGCUCAUCGCCUUCUUCGAGCACCAGUCGAGACGACGCGAGAGCGACGCCACCUGCGAAGGGUCCUCGAGGAUGGCGGCCAACGAGGGCGUGCAAGACGAUCUCGAAGACUCCGAGGCGGAGUUCUGGAGGUUUACCGGGCACAACGAGGCCUACGAUCUCGCCAAGAAGAUGGAGCAGCAGGCCGCCGCCUCCUCUCAGUCUGCCCCAUCCGAGCCAUCUCGUGCCCGCCCAUCCAUCAGGCGUCCCUUGCCACCCGUCCCGGGCCAGGCGCCUCUCGCAACAGCAGGCGCGCCCGCUCUUCCAACGUCACCUGCCAUGCCGGCGGAUGCUGAUGAUCCGGUUCCCUUCAGCAUCAUCCCGCUCGAUGCACCGCCGCCGUACGAAGCCGCUGCCGCCGCAGAUACCUCGUUCGCACAUAAACCUGGUGCCAGCGGCCGGGGAAUCAGCGACAAGAUGACGCAAUCCGCGACUCCAUCAUCGACAGCCUGCCGGACGGAGCUGAGCUACCUACAGAGUCCUUCAGCGUACGACUUUGAUCCAAAUCUCCGAGACGAGGCGCCGAGCCCAGUGGAUUCGUUCGCCGGACCUAGCCCAGCUCAUACGGCGUCCAACAGUCGGGUCAGCUCUCCCGCCGUCGAAGCGGCGUUGGAUUUCAGCAGGAUGACCGGUUUGCCCGUAGGCGGUCGAGACCGACGCCAUUCCUCGGUCUCAAUCAACCGGCACGAACGAGAAGCGCUCUCGACGCCGCCACAGCCACCACCGAAGCAGGCAGACAGCACUGCUACCCCUUCUGUAGCUGCCGGCAUAGUUGCCUCCGCUCUAGAGGCUUCACCAGCGCAUGAGUCCCCCGCGUCACCACAACGCACCUCGACCGGAGCGGCGCCGCUCGUCGCGUCGCCUUCGCCUCAGCAGCAGUCGCAGGCCUCUCGAGGCAAAAAAGCAAUCGCUGGCGUCGAUUUCGGUUUUGCAUCGCAGCCGUUUGCGACACAGCUAGAGAAGGUUCACGAGCCCGGCGAAGGCGAGACGGCGGCCAAGUACUAUUUCCCCAACGCUCUGCAGCUCACCAGCGUGACCGCACCUCGCGCUGUUGGCACCGGCAGCGCAGGCAAUCGAUCGCCGGCCGUCGUCGGAACCCGCGGCCCCUAUUUCGUCGUCCGCGCCCACUCGUGGAAGAGCCUGCUGCGUGCUCUGGCAUGGUACGGCAACACGAGGAUCGAAGCUGGACCGGAAGAGGUGGCGGAUGCCGCCUCGGCCGCGACGUCUCACGACCGAUCGCGAGCCAAGUGCUUCCUUCGGGUCGAGAUCGAGUUCGUCACGCCGACCAAGGCCGAGAUGGGCUACGGAGUCGGCGAUUAUGCUCGAUACGCGCAGAACACGGGUCUGAUGCCACGGACGGGCCCCAACAAGCCUCCGGCGCACGUGUCCAUUUGCAUGUCGCUAGUCCCCUCGCCGGCGGCCGCGCGCGCCUUUCACCAGAGCGCAGCGUACAGGGCAGCGCAGAGCGAGUCGAAGCGCCUGGAUGCCUUCUACGCCGGCCGCGGGUCUGCCAGGAGGCUCAUCUACCUGCCGAGGCAGCCGCCGAGCCUCCCGCUCCCCAUGGUGAAGCUGGCCCAGCAUCUGCACCUCGCCCACACCUUCAGCGCUGCCUGUCCCACUUCAAGCCACACGGCGCGUCACAGCCCGCGCGACCUGCACCACGCCAUUGAGCGUCACGACGAGGGCUUCAUCAAGAAGCAGAAGGCGCUGGCGAGUGCCGGCGCGCUGCUGGCGUCUGGGUCGGGCAGCGGCGGCACCAACAACACAGCGUCGAGUUUGAGCCUGACGACGACCAAGACCAACCAGUCAUUUGCGAGCUCGAUGUUCCACCGCCCUUCGGUCGACACCACGGCCACAACAGCAGAGGGUCAUUCGUCGACUUUUGAGCCGGGCCCCAGCAAUGGCAACGAGAGCCACGUCAACCUCAUGGACUCGGAGCACGAGGACGAGGUCGACUUCAACAACCUCGCCCUCGAGGAUGGAGGGAUCGAGCAGGUCGAGGCCAUGGGGAAGCGCGCCAGGCUCAAGGCCAAGAUGAAGCGGAAGCUGGGCAAGAGGCAGGGGGAUGGCAACGUCGUCGACGAGGAUCUCGCUACGUGGAUCACGCCCUUUGAUGUCGACGAGCACGAUUAG
Molecule: messenger RNA, 3420 nt
Organism: Pseudozyma flocculosa PF-1
Lineage: Eukaryota; Fungi; Basidiomycota; Ustilaginomycetes; Ustilaginales; Ustilaginaceae
Exons: 1
Coding region: 1-3420 (1139 amino acids)
Source: RefSeq, a predicted model, not a curated record